Hemibagrus wyckioides is the source of this 3720-nucleotide messenger RNA. RefSeq names its product un-named hu7910. Bases 184 to 2274 code for a protein of 696 amino acids. Gene Ontology annotation, molecular function: protein binding; peptidyl-aspartic acid 3-dioxygenase activity. Gene Ontology annotation, biological process: peptidyl-aspartic acid hydroxylation. Lineage: Eukaryota; Metazoa; Chordata; Actinopteri; Siluriformes; Bagridae. Gene Ontology annotation, cellular component: membrane; endoplasmic reticulum. The record is from RefSeq and is a predicted model, not a curated record. The transcript is spliced from 23 exons.
UUAUAGUUGAACUACGGAUUUUGUCCUGAUUUGUUGAUUGUGAUAUAUUUCUGCACAGGAGCCUGGAAACCUUGAAUAAGUUUCACUUUUAGAUUGCACCGCGAUCUCCGCCAUGGGUCAGAAGAAACCUGCACGCAAACAGGCUAGAAAAGGUUUCCUCUGAAGCACUUAGUGGGGGUUAGGAUGGGAGAAACAGAAGCAGAUGGAACCAAAAUGGCAAAUCUGGAAGAGCCCCAGGCAGUACCUGCUGCUGUCAGUAAGAGCCCCAAGAAAUCUGAGGGAUACUCAAUCUUCACCUGGCUCAUAGUGUUGGCUCUGCUGGGGGCCUGGAUGUCCGUGGCUGUUGUCUGGUUUGAUCUAGUCGAGUACAACAAUGUUGUGGGCACACUUGGAAAAGUUUAUGAUGCUGAUGGUGAUGGGGACUUUGAUGUAGAAGAUGCCAAAGUUCUGCUGGGGCUAAAGGAGCAAAUUGUCUCAGAAAAUAAGGACAAGCCCACCAAAACAGCAGAUACUCUAGAGAGCUACAAAGAAACAGGAAGUGAAGAAGAGAAAAAUGAAAAGCCUGUGCCUGAUGUGUCCCUUAAUGAAGACAAGGUAGCUGCACCAUCCUCUUUUCAACCUUUUGAUUCACAAGAAAGCAUUGACAGCACUGGAGAAUUAGUUGUAGAGGCUUCACCGGAGAAAACGUUAGAACUAUCAGCAACAGAAAGAUACCAAGGUGAAGACUCAUACUAUAAACAGCUAGAAAACGAGCUUGCAGAUAUUCUAGCUGAUGAGAAUAAAGGAUCUACACCAGACGAUACACCGAAACCUAAAGCUGCAGAGACGCUUGAGGCUGAACCUACAGUGCUACCUGAAGUGGCAAGUGACUUGACCCCAGAGACUGUGACUGAAACAUCCAAACCUCAAACGACUACAGUGUCUCCAUCUGUAGAUGAGUCUAAACCAGCGAGUGCACCAGAACCAGAGGUUAAGAAGAAAAAGCCAAGCCUCCUCAAUAAAUUUGACAAAACAAUAAAAGCAGAAAUCAAUGCAGCUGAAAAACUGCGUAAAAAGGGUAAAGCUGAAGAAGCCUUGCGUGCCUUUGAAGCUCUUGUGCAGAAGUAUCCUCAGAGUCCCAGGAGUCACUAUGGUAAAGCUCAGUCUGAGGACGAUAUGGCUGAAAAAAUGCGUAGUAAUGAGAUGCUCCUGAAGGCUGUAAACACUUACAGGGAGGCAGCAGAGCUCCCAGAUGCUCCUGCAGAACUUAUUAAAACCUCGUUAAAGAGACGUGCUGACAGACAGCAGUUUCUAGGACGUACAAAGGGCUCUUUAGUAACCUUGGAAAGGCUUGUGCAGAUUUUCCCAGAUGACAUCACUCUGAAGAAUGAUCUAGGAGUGGCUCAUCUUCUGAUUGGUGAUAACAAAGGUGCUAAACAAGUCUAUGAGGAGGUUUUGGCUGUUGCGCCCAGUGAUGGAUUUGCCAAGGUGCAUUACGGAUUCAUCCUUAAGUCUGAAAAUAUGAUAGCAGAAAGCAUACCUUACCUAAAGGAGGGUUUGGAGUCUGGGGCACCGGGAACUGAUGAUGGAAGAUUUUAUUUUCAUCUUGGGGAUGCACUGCAAAGAGUAGGAGAGCCGACUCGGGCUCUUGAAUGGUACGAGGCUGGCUACCGGCAUGGUCAUUUCGCCUCUGUUUGGCAGAGGUCAUUGUAUAAUGUGGCUGGACUGCGCGCUCAACCGUGGUGGACAGCCAAAGAAACUGGAUACGUUGAACUCGUUCGGACGCUGGAGCGGAACUGGAUGACCAUUAGAGACGAAGCGCUAGCUGUGCUGGACACUAAAAGUGGACUCUUCUUGCCAGAAGAUGAAAAUCUUAGAGAUACAGGAGACUGGGGCCAGUUUACACUCUGGCAGCAGGGAAGGAAAGUUGGUUCUUCAUGCCAGAGUGUCCCCAAAACCUGUGCUUUACUGGAACGCUUCAACGAGGCCACCACCUGCAAGAGGGGCCAGAUCAAGUUCUCAGUGAUGCAGCCUGGCACACAUGUAUGGCCUCACACUGGACCCACUAACUGCCGUCUGCGCAUGCACCUAGGACUCGUCAUUCCCCGUAAAGGCUGCCGAAUCCGCUGUACCAACCAGACCCGAGAGUGGGAAGAGGGAAAGGUGUUGAUAUUUGAUGAUUCGUUUGAGCACGAAGUAUGGCAGGAUGCAGACAGCUACAGGCUCAUCUUCAUUGUAGACGUCUGGCAUCCAGAACUCAGCCAAUCCCAGAGGCACAGCCUCUCCCCCAUAUGAAGCUUUAAAUCAACUGCAAGACUUACUGUGACGUCUCAGCCAAUUACAGCCACAAGCCAACCCUGACCUCCGGCUGAUCUCUGGUUCUGAACAAAAUACCACGUGAAUAUAUGCUGUUUAAUUGAAUAGUGAUUUAUGAAGAACAUGGGUAAUGGAUGUUGUCCUUCUGGUGUCCUGGUUUUUCAAUCAUGAGGAAGGAAAGGUGGCUAGAUUAUAGCUGUUUCAUGUUUUGCUAAGCUUGAGAUAUGCACAAGCAAUUAAAAAUGAGUGCAUCAAAUUCCACAAAUGAAGAUUUACAGAUAGUAUGUAUGAUUGAGAGAAACAGUCUAGCCCGGAAUAAAUGAGAUCACUGAAAUGGACCAAAGUGAAAGGUAAUGCUGUAGGAUGAAGGAGAACGUGGACCACUGAAGGUGCAUAAUACUGUUACUUGAAUACUUGUAUACACUCACCGUUCACUUUAUUAGAAACAACUACCCAUUGACGCAGCGAUCUAAUCAGCUGAUCAUGUGGCAGUAUCACAAUGUAUGAAAUCAUGCAGGUGCAGGUCAAGAGCUUCACUUAAUAUUCAUGUCAAACAUCAGAGUGAAGAAGAAGUCUGACCUCUGUGAGUUUGAUCAUGGUAGGGAUGUUGAUAACAAAUGGGCUGGUUGAGUAUUUCAGAAACUUCUGAUUAUAUUCACACAAGGAACGGUGCUAAAAAUUCAGCACUGAGUGAGUGAUAGUUCUUUCAGUGAAAACACCUUCUGGAUAAGGGAGGUCAGAGGAAAAUGGCCAUAUUGGUUCAAGCUGCCAAGAAGCAUACAGUAACACAUACUUUCAUCUUGUUGUCUACGAUCGUGGUGUGCUGAAUCAUAUCUCGGCAUGCACAGAAUAUCAAACCCUAAUGCGGAUUUGCUACAACUGCAGAAGACCACAUUGGGUUCCACUUCUGUCAGCCAACAAGAAUCUGAGGCCAUCAUGAGACACUAGCCUGUUAUGUGGAGAUCAGCAGUAUCUGAAAUACUCCAAUCAGCCCAUAUACUACCAUCAGUACCAUGCUUGCAAAGAUCAGACAUUUUCUUCAUUCUGACAUUUGAUGUGAACAUUAACAGAAGCUCUUGAUCUAUAUUUGCAUGAUUUUAUGUUUAGAGACCUGUAUGAAAAUACAGGUGUUCCUAACAAAGUGGACUGUGUGUUUAUUAGCUGUAUUACAAAAUGCCACUUAAGGGGUUGAUAAUAUUGCAUAAUAAUACAGAGAUGAUGUGACUUUGCACUACAUGUAUUAAGUGUUUGGAUGUAUGUGAAGGUGUAGGGAACCCAUACUGCAGACACCUCUUUCUGUCAUUUAAAUAAAAACCUGUGCCUUAUGCCUACACUUGUCAGGUGUGUAAAGAUUCACUAGUCAUGCAAUGUAAAGCCUAAACAAGCAUUAUUUUUGUAUUAAAUAAAACACACAUGUAAUUAUGA